AUGAAAUUUGACAGCAUACUUUCAGAAAUCAAUGGAUUUGGAGCAUUUCAGACAAAACUAGUUUUAAUACAAUUGUUCUCUCGGAUUGUUUUGCCAUGCCACUUUCUGCUGAAUAACUUCAUGGCAGCUGUUCCCUCUCAUCACUGUAACGUCUCAGCUCUGGAUGACGGAGGCCUGUUUGGCAAUUUAACUCUGGAGCAGAAACUGUCCACCAGUAUUCCAGCAGAGCAGGACGGGACGCUCAGCCCCUGUUUGAUGUUCUCAAAGCUACAAUAUCAACAUCUGGGCUUCUCCAACAGCAGUGAGGAAACAUCUACUGUUCAGUGUCAGGAUGGAUGGGUGUAUGACAAUAGCACAUUUAAAACAACUUUGGCAACAGAGUGGGAUCUAGUGUGCAGCAGAAAAGGGAUGAACAAGUUAACAGCCACCGUGUUUUUCGUUGGUGUGAUGGCAGGAGCCCCAGUAUUUGGGUAUCUCAGUGACAGGUUUGGGCGACGGCCAUUGCUGUUGGUGUCUUAUUUGUUAUCUAUGACGUUUGCCAUCCUGAGUGCUUUCUCGACUUCAUAUGUUAUGUUUGUCAUCAUGAGAUUUUUCACCGGGAUGUCCCUCUCAGGCAUAAGUAUUAUCUCCUAUGUUUUGAAUGUUGAGUGGUUUGGCAUUCAGCAUCGGACCUUCUCUGGUGUCCUUUUAAGCCUGGAUUGGACUCUAGGGACCUGGAUCCUGACAGGGAUAGCAUACGGUGUCAAUGAGUGGAGGAUGCUCAUCCUGGCAGUGACCUCUCCCCUCGUUGUGUCCACCAUUGCCUGGAAGUGGCUCCCAGAGUCUGCGAGAUGGCUCCUGGCCAACGAAAAAGCAGAAGCUGCUCAUGAGUAUUUAAUAAAAUGUGCUGAGAUGAACAACAGAACCAAGAGUAUGGACACCAUCACACCAAGGGCACUACUGGAGUCUGUGCAGGCUGAAACUGUAGAUCAGAAGUACACUGUAGUGGAUCUUUUCAAGACCCCAAACAUCAGAAAGAUUUCUAUUUACUCAGGGAUUGUAUGGUAUGGAGUUGCAUUUACAUAUUACGGAAUAAGCUUGAAUAUUAGUGGGUUUGGACUAAACCCAUACCUCACACAGUUCGUAUUUACAGUCAUUGAAAUGCCAGUGAAGAUUGGUGUGUACUUUUUCCUGGAGAAACUUGGCAGAAGGCCUGGUGAGAUGACAGCCCUGCUGAUGACAGGUCUCUGUCUGUUCAUCAACAUAUUUGUUCCAAAAGGUCAGUGGGUCGUUCGUACUAUUGUUGGAGUCAUUGGAAAAGGGAUGUCAGAGGCCUCCUUCACGAUUGUAUACCUCUACACAGCAGAACUCUUUCCUACAGUCGUACGACAGAACUCUCUAGGCUACAACUCAUUUGUAGCGCGGCUGGGCGUCUCCAUUUCUCCACUCAUCAUUCUCCUGGAGGACGUGUGGCAUCCUCUCCCUGCAGCUACGUACUGUGCUGUGGCGGUGGGAUCUGGCUUAGUGACAUCACUUCUGCCUGAAACAUUAAACACCCAGCUGCCACAGUACAUCGAAGACGUUGAGCAAAGGUAA
This is a messenger RNA of Cheilinus undulatus (humphead wrasse), 1575 nucleotides long. Its product is annotated as solute carrier family 22 member 7-like. Gene Ontology annotation, biological process: transmembrane transport. The coding region runs from base 1 to 1575 and encodes 524 amino acids. Gene Ontology annotation, cellular component: membrane. The record is from RefSeq and is a predicted model, not a curated record. NCBI's taxonomy places the organism in Eukaryota, Metazoa, Chordata, Actinopteri, Labriformes, Labridae. Gene Ontology annotation, molecular function: transmembrane transporter activity. The transcript has 9 exons.